Callorhinchus milii (elephant shark) is the source of this 501-nucleotide messenger RNA. RefSeq names its product sodium channel protein type 3 subunit alpha-like. Lineage: Eukaryota; Metazoa; Chordata; Chondrichthyes; Chimaeriformes; Callorhinchidae. Gene Ontology annotation, molecular function: voltage-gated sodium channel activity. The transcript is spliced from 3 exons. Bases 79 to 501 code for a protein of 140 amino acids. Gene Ontology annotation, biological process: membrane depolarization during action potential; neuronal action potential; sodium ion transmembrane transport. The record is from RefSeq and is a predicted model, not a curated record. Gene Ontology annotation, cellular component: plasma membrane; axon; voltage-gated sodium channel complex.
ACACACACACAGACCGGGGGCGAUGCGCCUUCUUCUGCAAGAGGCUAGACGUUGAGACCGAAGGUGCACGAUGAAAAGAUGGCGCAGUCGCUGCUUGUACCACCAGGACCACACAGCCUGCGCCUGUUUACCCAGGAAUCUCUCGCAGCUAUCGAGAGUCGCAUUGCAGAGGAGGUGGCCAAGAAACCCAAGAGCCAUCGGGACGACGAUGAUGAAAAUGGCCCAAAGCCAAAUAGUGACUUGGAAGCUGGCAAAUCACUACCAUUUAUUUACGGUGACUUACCUUCAGCGAUGGUUUCUGAACCUUUGGAAGACCUGGAUGCAUUUUAUAGCACGACAAAAACCUUUAUAGUAUUGAACAAAGGGAAGGCAAUCUUCCGAUUUAGCGCCAGUCCUGCCUUGUACAUUUUAAGUCCUUUCAAUCCUUUAAGGAGAACAGCUAUUAAGAUUUUGGUACAUUCAUAUCCUUUCACUAGUGCGUGUUUUUUCAAUAUCUGUUAA